Molecule: messenger RNA, 1973 nt
Organism: Didymella exigua CBS 183.55
Lineage: Eukaryota; Fungi; Ascomycota; Dothideomycetes; Pleosporales; Didymellaceae
Exons: 2
Coding region: 134-1852 (572 amino acids)
Biological process (GO): L-phenylalanine catabolic process; glutathione metabolic process
Molecular function (GO): maleylacetoacetate isomerase activity; glutathione transferase activity
Source: RefSeq, a predicted model, not a curated record
GUGUGGGGUAACUUGAACACGGUACACACGCGCGAUGAUCAACGCGAAACUCUAGAAAGCCUUCAGCAAAGCUGCUCAAAUUCGACAUCCUCUUCAGCAAGAUUCUAGCUUAUUCAGCCCGGGGCUACCCAUCAUGACGCCAACUGAGAGGCCAAUCCUUUUCCAUUAUGCCCAAUCCAUCUACUCUCAUCGCGUGCUAUGGUAUCUGUGGCUUCGUGACAUCGCAUACGAUGAAUGCAUACAACCACCAGUCAUGCCACGCCCAGACCUAGCAUCAAUCGCAGUGAAUUACAGGCGCAUACCCAUCAUGGCUAUAGGCAAGGAUAUAUACAUCGAUUCGCGUCUAAUCAUCUCCAAACUUGAAUCUUUGUAUCCCAACAGUGCUCUGUCGCCUACAACAGCUGAACAGAGCGGACUGAGGCUGCUUUUCGAACACUACAGCGAUAGUGGCCUUUUCAACAGCGCCGUAAAACUUAUGCCAUACUGGUCUUCCAACAGUCUGGUGCAGAACAAAUCUUUUCUCGACGAUAGGCAGAAGUUGAUGGGCGGCAGGCGUAUGACAUCUGAGAACAUGCAAGCUGGUCGACCGGAUGGCCUACAGAACAUGCGACAAGCCUUCGACUUACUGGAGAGCACCUUUCUGGCCGAUGAAAGACAGUGGAUCUUGGGUACCGAAGGACCAAGCGUCGUGGAUAUCGACGCUGUUUGGCCCUUUGAGUGGCUGAUCAUAGACCGCAGCAUGAAGGGUUCGCUACCUGAUGAGCGAUUUGGCGCGAAGAACUACCCGAAAACGCAUGCGUGGAUUCAACGACUUAUGAACAGAGUCAAGGCCGCGAAAGACAAGACUAGAAAGCCCAGCGCACUUGAUGGUAAAACGAUGGGGGCCCAGGUUUUGAACACAACCUCACCCACCGUGCCUUUGACAUUCGACGAUCAUGAUCCUCUCGGCUUCAAGGCCGGCGAUACAGUCGAAGUCUAUCCUUCAGACUACGGCCAGGCGCAUAAAGACCGAGGUACCAUCAUUGGUCUUACAGUCUCAGAAGUUGUGAUCCGCAACAGCAAAGGCCUGCACUUACACUUCCCGCGCUGGAACUUCCGCAUCACCAAGGCAGCAGCUCAGAAAGCCACCCCAUCACUGAGCGGCACAAAGAAGUUCCCAAAGAUGCGCCUCAUCUAUCACUCGUUCUCGCCCUACACUCGCAAAGUCUUCAUGCUCGCCCACGAACUCAAUCUAGCACAGCAUAUCACUCUCGAGAAAGUCGUGGUGGCGCCGAUUCCGAUAAAAGGCUGGAUCGACAACACAGACGACGUGGCGAAGUUUAACCCGAUGGGCAAGAUCCCUUGUCUGGUCACAGAUGAUGUGCCAACUGGCAUCUUUGACUCGCGAGUCAUCUGUGAGUACUUGACAGAGCUAGCGGGCGUGAAGAUGAAGAAGGAUCAGAGGUACUGGCAGAUGAGGGCACUGCAUGCAUGCGCAGACGGCAUCGCGGAUGCAGGGGUGCUCAUCACUUACGAAGUGCGCAUCAGGAAAGAGCGGGGACUAUACUUUAAAGAGUGGGUUGAAGGACAGAAGACGAAGAUUGUACGAGGGCUCGAUCGAUUUGAGGCUGCAGCCGCGGAGGGGGUACUGAGAGAACCGGACUCUGGGCCAGCGACGGUCGAUGAGGUUGCUGUGGCUGUUGCAACAGCUAUGACAGAGCAGAUGGUCUUUCUUGGUCUACAAUGGCGGAAGGGAAGACCGAAGUUGCAGAAGUGGAUGAGCAAAUGGGAGAAGAGAGGGAGUUUUGUUGCAACGCCACCGACUAAAGACUGGGUUGCUGCGGGAGCGGCUGAGAAAAUUGCGAAACUGUAAUUCUUAACAUCCAUGUGUUACUCUAGAUCCAUUAAGAUGUCUGAGAAGGUCCAUAUCUGCCAUUUAGCAGUACUGAAAAGCUCUAUGCCUCAGGGCGGCUCAAAGAAAUUGGUAACACUGA